AUGGUCGGUGUUCCUGGAAAAUACAAAGGUUGUAAUACCUGCCGAGCUCGACGAGUCGCAUGCGACAACGGAAAACCGUUUUGUAAGAAGUGUACGGAUUAUGGCCGUGAAUGCGGUGGAUACGAAAGGGAGACGGUUUUCAUUGUCGGCACGCCGGACGAUAAGGGAAGGUGUUCUUCCCAUCCACCACGGAACCAGGGUAGCAAGAAGGCGAAGGGCAACGAAGUCAAACAAGCCGAAAAGCUAACUUUCACCGCGACCGAACCCUAUCAACCUGCGUGGGUUGACAUGAUCUCGUUAUCGUCAACUGCUGGAUUACAUCACGUUCGGCUUUUCGCUGUCCAAACAAAUCUUAGCUCCGCCGUUCGAAAUGGUAGUGGGUCACCACGAAGGAACGAGGUCUUGUUGUCUUUAGGUGGCCCUCGCAGCUUAAGCAUGAGUCCGACGUUUAGCCCCGAAACUUUCAAAUUGAAGUCUCAUUGUCUCGUCCAUUUACCGCCGAGAAGUAGUAACAAUAGGCAAAUGGCCAAUAGCGAUUCGGAGGGGUUGUGUAUAUUUUUAUAUGAGCAAAAUUCUUCGGCGGCUUACAGUGGUGAACCGCCUUGGAAAGAUCCUGCCGUCUUAGCUGACCAGAUUCGCGAACGGGGUCCGACCGCUUAUCAAUCUUUUCCAGACCAUCACUUUUUCGCUCGGGUGUACCGACCUAACGCCAUUUGGGCGGCUUUAUUAAAUCGGCAACCAACCUUCCUCUGUUCGCCUGAAUGGACAGUCGUGCCUUGGGAACGUCAUCCAAGAACCCCGCUUGACGAUCUUCUCGACAUCGUCGUCCUGUUACCGUCGAUAUAUUCGAGAGCCGAUCGUAUAACACCGUUGGAAGCGAAAGUUGCUCGUCGUAUGAAAGCCAGGGACCUUUUAUAUAACUGUCUUAACAUCGAAAGGCAAUUUGAUAUUUGGUAUAGCAUGGUACAUCAAAGGGUUGAUGAGAUGGGAUCCCCGCUUUACUGGAUAGUCGACGCAAUGACCAGUGGUGCAUACGUGCCCUUUUCCGACGCGUUUAACUUCCCUACGCCAUUAAUGGGAUUAAUUCAUGUCUACUAUUGGGCUGUUCUUAUUGGUUUCCACCAAUGUAUGUAUACGCUGUUGAACGUCAUCUUCGAAACCGAGAAUGAGAGCCCUUCCGGACCAAACAUGCUAUCGGAUAUACCACCUGGGAUAGAUUUCCAACGAUAUCAGCCGGAUCAGUCAAGAAUCCUCGCAGCCAACGUUUGUCGAAGCUUGGAUUUUGCUCUUCAGACCACGGGACAACCGGAUCUCCUAGCUGCACCGUUUUGUGUUGUGAACGAAUUUUAUCAUGGGCUUAAUCAGUUUGGAGAUGGUAAUUUGGAACGAUUAUGGUGUGCUGGAUUCAAGAGUAGAAUGGAAGUAAAAAGUCGUGAAGUGAAUUCAUGGUUGGAGGAAAAGAAAUGGGUUGAAAUCAGGCAGUUUGGAUAA
Hypoxylon trugodes is the source of this 1491-nucleotide messenger RNA. RefSeq lists its product as uncharacterized. Gene Ontology annotation, biological process: regulation of DNA-templated transcription. NCBI's taxonomy places the organism in Eukaryota, Fungi, Ascomycota, Sordariomycetes, Xylariales, Hypoxylaceae. The record is from RefSeq and is a predicted model, not a curated record. The transcript has 4 exons. The coding region runs from base 1 to 1491 and encodes 496 amino acids. Gene Ontology annotation, molecular function: zinc ion binding; DNA-binding transcription factor activity, RNA polymerase II-specific.